Messenger RNA from Scomber japonicus (chub mackerel), 2859 nucleotides. RefSeq names its product myocardin (gene myocd). Lineage: Eukaryota; Metazoa; Chordata; Actinopteri; Scombriformes; Scombridae. The transcript is spliced from 14 exons. Gene Ontology annotation, biological process: smooth muscle cell differentiation; cardiac muscle cell differentiation. The record is from RefSeq and is a predicted model, not a curated record. Bases 16 to 2859 code for a protein of 947 amino acids.
GCAGACCAAGGCAUCAUGCCUCACCUGGUCUCAGACGGCUCCUCUCUAGAGGCCCAGAUGAGGCUAAAGCGAGCCCGGCUCGCCGAGGACCUGAAUGAGAAGCUGGCUCUCAGGCCGGGGCCCCUGGAGCUGGUCCAAAAGAAUAUCAUUCCCCUAGACUCUGCCGUCACAAUGACAGUAAAUCAUGGUAAGUUCCCCAAACAAGAGGACUCGUAUGCGUUUGAGGAGGACAGCAGCAGUGAGAGUCUGUCUCCAGAGCAGCACCACAGCGAUGAGUCUCAGGGCUCGGCCUGCCCUUCGUCCGAGGCCGUCGGCAGUACACCCUCCUCCUCUUCCUCACCUGCCCUCACCAGCACACGACAGUCGAGCCACAGAGACCCACCUGAUCAAAGCCAAGAUGAAGGACUGUCUGGAGCUAACAACAGCCAGGCGACUCCCCCAAUACCUGUUCCUGCUAUUGUCAAGUCAAAGACGACAGACAAGAACCGACACAAGAAGCCCAAAGAUGUGAAGCCCAAAGUGAAGAAGCUCAAGUACCACCAGUACAUUCCUCCGGACCAGAAGGCCGAAAAGUCGCCUCCGCCCAUGGACUCGGCCUACGCCCGACUCCUCCAGCAGCAGCAGCUCUUCCUGCAGCUGCAGAUCCUCAGCCAGCAGAAACAUGCUCACACACACUCACAGACGCAGCACUCGCAGCAGCAUACACACACUCCACAGACACCGGCCCAGGUCCAGGCUCAGCAGAGGCAGCCCACUUUCAGCUACCAGCCCCACCCACCAGCACAGACCCAGAAAGGAAGCAGUGAGCAGAUAUCAGCUUGCAGCUCCAGUGUUCAAUCCUGCACAGCCAACAGCAACUCGUCCUCUCCGGUCAAGAACACAUAUCCCAACCAAAGCAACAUCUCACCGGUCAAACCUGGGCCCCUGCCAGCCAACCUGGACGACCUAAAAGUAUCAGAGCUCAGACAGCACCUGCGUAUCCGUGGCAUGCCUGUCUCUGGCACCAAAACCGCCCUCAUUGAGCGACUCCGACCCUUCAAGGACUCCAAUGCAGGGUCCUCGCCCUCGGGCUCCUCUGACAUCACCACUGUGACCUUCCCCGUGACUCCAACGGGCUCCCUGUCCUCCUACCAGUCCCCGUCCUCCUCCAGCGCCCUAUCCCAGGGAGGCUACUACCCUUACCCCAGCACCUCCUCCACCCCUCCCAUCUCGCCGGCUUCCUCCGAGCUGUCCCUCAGCGGCUCGCUCCCCGACAGCUUCAGCGACGUGCCCAUGUCUUCGCCCACGCAGUUCGCCCUGCAGCCGUCUCCGGCCCAGCUCGGCAUGGAGGACGGCCUGGGAGGACCGAGGGCAGGGGAGGGCGGAAGCAUGGACGGCCUGGAAGCGGAAAAAGAUAAAAUGCUGGUGGAGAAGCAGAAGGUGAUCGAGGAGCUGACGUGGAAACUGCACCAGGAGCAGAGACAGGUUGAAGAGCUGAAGAUGCAGCUCCACAAGAGGAAACGCUGCUAUGGAGCAACGCAGGACACCGUUCCUCCUCCAUCUCAGUCACACCACCCCUCCAUGCACCACCAGCAGACUACAGCCAUGAUGGGCCAGCAUUUUUUUGGGGUGACAAUCAAACAAGAGCCCAUGUCCCUCUCCUCCAGCUGCCCUCUCUCCUCUCCCAAACAGCUCAAGAGCCCUCCUGGGAGCUGCAUGGAAGACAUGGGACACUGCAACGCUUCACUCUCCAAUAUGGGGGGCCAUGGCGGGCCACAAUGUAUGGACACGGCCCCUUCUUCCGGCAGCCCUUCCACUAUGUCUGCUUUCCUCAGUCCACAGUGCUCACCGCAAGACUCGCCCAUUGGAAAGCCCUCUAGUAGCCCCCAGCCUUCUUCUCCUAAUAACCCCUACCUGCUAUCACCUCCGCUGGGAAGGGACGGCUGCGGUCACCCCCAGCCCAACAGAGCACGUAACAUGCAGAUGCAGCAGAAGAGUGGUGGCCAGCCACUGAACUGUUCUUAUCCUUCUGACCAAAGAGGCCUUCAGGGAGUCUUUCCCAACUCAGCUGAUUGUGGCCUUAACCACAACGGCUCAGCCAAGGCUGAGAACCCUAAUAUGCAACCAAAGAUGUCAGUAUUGCCCUCUCCUCGUCAUGCUGGCCAAAAGUGCCAGGUCUCUACCCCUGCCUUCAGUAGCUCAGAUUCAGCUGCAUCUGACUUAAGACAGCCCCCAUGCUAUGAGGAUGCAGUCAAGCAGCAACUGACCAGAAGUCAGCAGAUGGAUGAACUUCUGGAUGUGCUCAUAGAGAGUGGAGAGAUGCCAGCUAACGCCAGAGAAGAGGGGGAGAGGUCCUCUCUAACCAAAGUUGUGCCUCACAUUACUGUGUCCUCAGGGUGUCCCAGCCUCCUCGUCCCGAGGUUCCACCGACACUACGAACACCUGUCCCCCACCCAGCUCCCUUAUGACCACUCGGCCAAUCACAUCGCUGACAGCCAUCUGGAGACUCUGCUGGGCAGUCCCAUUGGGCGGGGAGGAGAGGUAACCCUUCUUAAAAUGGCCACAGAGGAGGGGGGCCAGGAAGACGAGGGGAACAGAGACAGCGAAGACAAACUUCUGACCAACAGAGAUCUGAUGGACACUCCUCUGUCGCCCAUCAGCAAGGUGUCCGCAGUACCCGAGGUGCAGGGGAUGGUCAGCAUGACCUUCAGUGAGACACCUUGGGAGACGAUGGAGUGGCUGGACCUGACGCCACCCAGCUCAGCCACAGCCUUCAGUGUCGCUCCGCCCAGCGGGCCCAGCAUUUUCAACACAGAGUUCCUGGAUGUCACAGAUAUUAACUUGAACUCUGCCAUGGACCUUCACUUGGAGCACUGGUGA